Triplophysa dalaica is the source of this 2047-nucleotide messenger RNA. RefSeq names its product arylacetamide deacetylase-like 4 (gene aadacl4). NCBI's taxonomy places the organism in Eukaryota, Metazoa, Chordata, Actinopteri, Cypriniformes, Nemacheilidae. Bases 507 to 1757 code for a protein of 416 amino acids. The transcript is spliced from 4 exons. The record is from RefSeq and is a predicted model, not a curated record. Gene Ontology annotation, cellular component: membrane. Gene Ontology annotation, molecular function: carboxylic ester hydrolase activity.
CCAUACCACCAUUCAUUAUCCCCAAGUAAACAUUCACCCUAGAUUAUUGUCAAGUGUGUUGUUUACAUUACUAAUUGGCAGCUCUGUUAUCGGUCAACUACCUAGUGAGGACGUUUUGAUAAGUAACCAGUCAGGGGUUGCCAGGUGUGCAUAAUUACAACACUUUAAAGUGUGUUUUGUAAAAAAAGUUUGUUGAGCACUUUCAAGUAAAUCUUAGGGGCUUGCUUAGAAAACAUUGUGGUAGAAGUUAUUUUACAUUAUAUGUGUACUUUCCUAUUUACAACUUUUACUUGUACUUGCCUUAUUUUCUUCAUCCACAUGAUCCCUCGUACAUUCAAAUCAAAUUUUUGUAAAAUUACACCAUCAAACCACAACACGGACUAAUAACAAAGAUUAAAAGAUCCACUUGGCAACCCUUGCACUCACUGACCUUCUCCCUGCAGUAUAACUAGGGGGAAGUGUAUUCUCAACAUUUUAUUCUGUGUGUGCAACACAUUGAAGCAGCCAUGUACAUUGGAACUGCAAUUCUGAUCAUUGGAUUUGCGGCUCUUAUUGCCGCUGUUUGUUUGUUGUUAGUUGGCCUGGUGUACUUUCAGCUGAUGAAUUCAAAUAUUCCUCCUGGAGUUGCAAGUCCUGCAAAACUGCAUGUGGUUCAUUGCAUGUUUGUAGGAAUUGCAGUAGUGGGCAGAAUUCUGGAGCGACUGGGGCUAUACGAUCAAGUGAAUUUCGGACGAAGGUUUAGGGCUCAUAUCUUGACUAAAAAAAGGCCGGUUCCCCCUGGGCUUUGUAUUAAGGACAUGACCUUCAAUGGAGUUCCAGUGAGAGUGUAUGAGCCCACAGCAACCUCAGGGGAGAAAAAGAGGGGCUUGGUGUUUUUUCAUGGUGGAGGAUGGGUAUUUGGCAGCAUUGAUGAUUAUGAUGUGGUGUGUCGACACAUUUCAAAGGAAAGCGACACUGUAGUUGUGUCUGUUGGCUACAGACUGGCACCUGAGCACAGGUACCCUGCCCACCUUGAUGACUGUGAGGUCGCGACUCGCCAUUUCCUGUCAAAAGCGACAGCUGAUUUCGGGGUGGACCCACACAGGGUGGCAGUUGGUGGGGACAGCGCAGGGGCGAACCUGGCAGCCGCACUUUGCCAGAGGCUGGCGAAGACACAAGAUGGUAAUUUGCCAUCUCCCUGUGCCCAGGUUCUAAUCUACCCAGCGCUGCAGAUGGCAGAUUUCAACCUGCCCUCAUACCAGCAGAACCACUCCGUGCCCAUAUUGUUCAGAGGCAGAGUGGUAUUCUUUUUCUUGCAGUACUUAAACGGGGAUAUGUCAGUGGGCCAGGAUCUUUUGGAUGGAACGCAUGUUCCUGCCGAGCUAAAACUGCACUUUAAGAAAUGGCUAGAUCCGGCUAAUCUUCCACCUCAGUUUAGGAAAGGAGUAAAGGGUCAACAGGUUAUCUCAGGCCAUAAUGGUGAGGUAUAUCAUUUAAUCAAGCAAGGCCUUGAUCCCGAGAUCUCUCCUUUACUAGCCGAGGACGACGUUCUUCGAAUCUCGUCGCCCACCUUCGUCCUGACCUGCGAGUUUGAUGUGCUCAGGGACGAUGGCAUUCUGUUCCAAAAGCGACUGAAAGAUUUAGGAGUGGAUGUCACAUGGACGCAUAUAUCUGAUGGCUUCCAUGGUAUCAUGAGCUUCUUCGAUGUUGGCUGGCUGACGUUUCAAUCCUCUCAAAAGGUCAUGGACAGCAUUGUAAGCUACAUAAAGACAUUGUGAAGUUACAAUAUGAUCUUUGUGUGGACUUGUGAUGAGCAGUAGAUAAUAGAAAUUAACAAAAUUAUACUUAAUCUGUUGUUUUACCAGAAUCGUGUUGGAAAUACUGUAUCCUGUGACUACAUUGAAAGCAGUCAAAUUAGAUGUUUCUUUCAGACGAGGAAUAAUUUUGAAUGUAAUUGCUUAAGGUGUUGUAUUAAAGUGGUUUUACAUGUAAAAACAAUGCUUAAUUUGUCCAUUGAAUCAUGAAUGAUAUUCUUGAUUGUGACACGUACUUAAAAUUCCUCCCACAU